Drosophila montana is the source of this 5721-nucleotide messenger RNA. It is a transcript of the gene Bap170, whose product is annotated as Brahma associated protein 170kD. The transcript has 4 exons. The record is from RefSeq and is a predicted model, not a curated record. Gene Ontology annotation, biological process: regulation of DNA-templated transcription. NCBI's taxonomy places the organism in Eukaryota, Metazoa, Arthropoda, Insecta, Diptera, Drosophilidae. Bases 136 to 5538 code for a protein of 1800 amino acids. Gene Ontology annotation, molecular function: DNA binding. Gene Ontology annotation, cellular component: SWI/SNF superfamily-type complex.
CGCGUCGUCUUCGCGCUGUAGUUGUAUUUAUUGUUGAGUUUUUUUUAAUUUUUAACUACUAUAAGUGAGUGUGCGCGCUGUAUUAGUUUAUAGAAUGUUCUAUUCGUGUUGCCUUUGGAUUUAAAUACGCCCAGAAUGACGUCCAUUGAUAAUGUACGUGUGCUGCUGCAGUCUCUGCCAGCAGCAUCGCCUGCCGUCGGCAACAGCAACAACAAUCCACAGCAAAAUGAGUCGACGCCGGCUAAACUUGGCGCUGCUGCAACACCAUUGCGCGCGAGAAAUGCACAGCAGCAACAACAACAGCAGCAACAGCAACAGCAGCAGCAGCAGCAGCAGUUACAAGCACAACCCCAAUUUUUUUAUGGCACACCGGAAAAAUCAACAACUGGGGUCAAUGUUGGUGGCAAGCAGCUCAGGGCGCCGGAGGAAUUCUGGCGUGAUCUGCACCAGUUUCAUGAGCGGCGCGGCACUCCGCUGACGCAGGCAGCCAAGAUAAGUGGUCAGCAUGUAGACUUAUACCGGCUGUACCAGGAGGUCACGGAGCGCGGUGGCUUCAACAAAGUGAACAUGCGCGAUGAAUGGGACGAGGUGUACAGCGCGCUGGACACGCUGCGGGAUCGUUGCGUUAAUGGCACCGCUGGCAUUAAGCAUAUCUAUCGUCGCUACCUGGACAAAUACGAGCGCCUGAACUUCUUGGGUGAGGAUCCCGACAAGCUGGAGGCCUUGGAGGCGGUCAUCGAGUGUGCUGAUUUGGGUGCCAGCGCCAGUCGCGCUCGUUCACGUGCCUUGGGUGGUGGCGGCGUCGGGGGUGUAGGUGGCAGCUUAACUGGCGGCAGCUGGGGCAGCAUUUUUGGCAUGCCGCACUCCACGCUGACGGCCGUGCCCAUGGCGUAUAACCAGCGCCAGCAUAUGGUGAAUGCGGAUCGCCGACGUCAGUAUAAAAUGUCCACACAGCUGCACAAGCACAGCAGCUAUGAGAAGCUGCUGUUGUCGCUUAUCUCACCGCUGCCCAACGAGCAGGACUUUGCCAUCAAUGUGUGCACGCUGAUGGCCAAUGAGCAGCGUCCAACGCUGCAGCUGAACGAGUGCCCCAAGCUGUUGGAUGUGCUGCUGGCGCAUUUGGGCGUCUAUGCGGAUUACAGCAUGCGUCAGCUGUUCCAGCAUGGCCACAACAAUGCCGGCAUGCAGGUGCGACGUCACUCGAAACUUAAUUUCUGGCGGGAUUUGCUCUACGAUAAGCCACAAAUUCUGGACCUCUACACGGACGAACAAGCCUGGCUGGACAAUGGACUGAUCAACAAGGAGAGCGACGCGUGCAAUGAUUAUCUGUUUCAAUCGGAUGACCUCGAUUUCGAGCUAGACUUUUUAAAUUUACGUCGCAGUCAUGGCACGGACGAGCGCAUUGGCCAGCGUGUGCUGCAAAUUGUGCAGCUAUUGCGCAGCUUGAGUUUUCAUCAGGAUAACGUUACGCUGCUCGCCUCGAAUCGUACGCUCUGGCGGUAUCUGGUCAUGGGGGCCAAUGUUCGUUGGAGCAACAUCCACAUUCAGGCACUGGAAACGGCUGGCAAUCUAGCGCAGCAGUUUGACCUGCUGGAUCCCGCCACGGACGAGCUAUCGCGCAAUCUGCUGGCCACGCUGUGCGAGGGCGUCGAAUCGAAUGAUCGCGCUGUGAUCAUCAGCUGCCUAGAGAUACUCUACAAACUGUGCGGACGCGAGGGCAAUGCCCAGCACAUAAAUCGUUGUCUUGGCUUGGAUUUCUACCAGCGUGUGAUGCUCUUUCUCUCGCUGACCGAUGUGAUGCUUUUAAUCUUCACGCUGGAGACAAUCUAUGCGUUGAGCUCUUUGGGCGCACGUCCCUGCUCGAUGUUGAUGCAGGUGCGCGGUCUGCUGGAUCAGCUGGUGGCCUUGCUAACCGUCGAGGCGCAAUCAUAUGGCGCGGCUGGCUGCAUUUUGAUGCGCGUCGUGGAGGUGGUGCCGGGCAAUAUGUUGUCCACACUGGCACAGACCAUACCGGGCACUCAAAUGACACAACUGAUGACGGUCAAGCAGCCGCAGCAGCCAGCGCCGAUUGCUGCACUGCCGCCGCCAGCACCCACACAUGUCCAAGUGUUACCGCCACAGCCAGACACCGUUUCGGUGCCUGUGCCUGCUCCCGCGACUACGCCCGCCCCUGUGUCCCUGCCUGUGCCUAGUUUGCCGCAGGUGCAGCUGCCUAUGCCCAGUUUGCCGCAGGUGCAGCUACCGCCACCGCCAACCCAACAAGUAUCGAUGCCUGCUCCAGCAGCCGCCACAGUUGUGCUGCCUGGAACGCUGCCCGCACCGCCCUCCGCGCCGCAAAGUUUCACCCAUGAUGAUGAGACCUAUGCGCUGGCCUGGCUGCGUGCCACCUACGAGCGCGCCGGCAAUGGUCAUGAGUAUCGCGUAGAGCAACAGGAGCUGUACACCAUUUACCUAUCGCACUGCCAGAAGGCGGGCAAACUUUCGGUGGUCAAUCGGCUGCAAUUUCCCCGUCUCGUGCGGCUCAUAUUCAAUGCGAGCGUGGGUCCAGCCAUUGUGCGCCAGAUGGACGGCACCGAUCUGCCCGGCACGCACUAUGUGGGCAUAAGGAUGCGUGCUCAGCCUUUGCCCAUGCAGCAGCAGCAGCAGCAACAACAACAACAGCAGAAGGCAGCAGCAACGGCGACAGCAACAGCUGCCAAAAAGGAGCCAGCGCUGGCGCCCAAAUCAGAGACAACAGCUGUAGACGCAUCUGAUGAAGCAACAGGUACUCAAACGCCCAGCUCCUCGCUGAUUAAGAGCCUGCUGGCAAAUAAAGUUAACGAGCGGCAGCUGAAACAAAAGGCACAGGCCCAACCGCCUGCGCUGGUGGCCACCACAUCCUCAGUCACGGGCUCCCCAGCCAACCAACCCAUUAAGGUGACCUCCACGGCAAUUAGCGCCUUUGUCAACAAUCCGCUGAUGCAGCACACGCCCGUAAAGGUGGGUCAGACCACCAUAAAGCCGUUGCAUCCGCAGCUGGCGCUGGAGAAGAAGCCAAUGACGGACUCAGCGCCACCACCACUUGCUCCAUUAAGCGGCUCCAAUGUGCUUACGAAGGAUGCGCAAGGACGCACCGUAAUUAUACAAUCCAAACGCAAGCUGACCAUCGAUGAGGAGCAAAACAAGCGAUUGGCAUUGGAUAGCAGCAGCAACACGCCCGCUGGCAAGGAUGAGCCCCAGGUGACGCCCUCUAAGAAUGCGGCCAAUCUCUAUGCAGAUUUGGCUGCCUCGAUACUAGAAGAUGAGGAUUUGGAUGAUGUGCCGCCGCUGGCAGCGUCCAGUCAAGAGCAACAGCAGACCACUCUGCAGCAUCAACAACAACAACAGCAGCAGCAACAUCAGCAGCAACAACAGCAGCAACAUCAGCAGCAACAUCAGCAGCAACAUCAGCAGCAACAUCAACAACAACAUCAGCAGCAACAUCAGCAGCAGCAUCAACAACAACAUCAGCAGCAGCAACAUCAACAACAACUGCAGCUCAUACCCGCCAAGGUGCAGCCCACACAGCGUCAGCUCAUCUUUCCUGCUGGUAGCGCGGGAGCGCCACCGCCGCAGCUUAAAUUGGCCACCACAGCGACCAUUAAAACGGAUCAGGGCUUGCAAACGGUGCCCGUCAUAUUGCAGAAGACAGAGCAACAGCAACAGCAGCAGCAGCCGACGCAAACACAGUAUGUGCUGGCCACCAAUCAGCAGGGACAGACCUAUCUGGUGGCACAGCAAACGGCGCCAGUGGCAGCGGCGUCCAAUGCGCCGGCCACGCCCACGCUGCUGGUUACCCAAGCGGCGCAGCAGCAGACCAAAACAAUUAUCAUAUUGCAACAGCCGGGUGUCAGUGCCAGCAAUGUGCCCGGCACACAGAAAGUCAUAAUGACCACAGCGCAGGGUCAACAGGUGCUGGUGACAACAACCACAGCACCUGCGGUAGCCCAGCCACGGCCCGCAGCACAAGUCCAACAGCAGCUGCAACAACAGCAACAAAUCUUCCUAAAUCCACAGCGCGCGGUGCCCGCCGCCUUGGGUGCUGGUCAAAUGUCACCCUCACUGCUCUCGCAACUCAAUCAGAUACCCGCCACCAUUAAGCUGCAUCAGCCGCAGCCGUCGCAAUCGCCGCAGCUGCAUCGUGGCGGCAUUGUGGCCAGCAAGACAGCGCCCAUACCACAGCUGCAGCAGCAUCAGUCCAUUAUACAGCAGCAUAUCAUCUCCGGCCCGGCGGCAGCGGCAGAGAAGCGGCAGUUGCUCCUAGGCGGCAUCAAGGAGACAACGCUCAUCACACAAACGCCCGCCACGGCUGCCCCACUGCAGCAGAGUCAACUCAAUUCGCAGACAAUCAUUACCACACAGCCGCCGGCAGCUACCACAGCGGUUGUUGGCGCUGCACUGCAGCAGCAACAACAGCACAUACGCAGCGUGCUCGAGCAGCAGCAGCAACAUCAUCCAUCCAUAAUACAGCAGAAGAUAACUAUGCCCACAGUGCUAACGGAGACGGUCAAAGCUAAAGCUGCGCCAGCAGCCGCAACCAUUGCCAAGAAGCCGAUGGGGCCGCCAACGCCGUUGCUGCCUGUGCAGCAACAACAGCAGCAGCAGCAGCCGGUGCAAAUGCCUGCGCUGAAACCCACACAACAACUACAACAACAAGCGCAGUUAGUCAGCUGCGAGUCGAAGCCCAGCAUUAUGAUUGAAGCCAAGCCGGCGGAGCAAUCCACAAUAACAGCAACAGCAACAGUUGCAGCAAUGCCAGCAACAGCUGCCACAGCAAUUGCUACGACCACAACAACAGCAACGAGCAUUGUUAGCAAUAGCAAUCUAACAGCAGCCGGAGCAGCUGCCAGCGCUGUGCCCGUGGAUGUCAAUUGGCUGUUCAUUUGCGAUUGGCGCAAUUGUCCGCGUCGCAAAUUCAAAUCGCUUAACGAGCUGCAGCAUCAUGUCUGCAAUGUGCAUUGUCCGGAUCAUUUGGAUACCGGCGCUGAGAUCUAUUGCCAGUGGGGCAGCGGUCCCAGCUUGUGUGACAACAUAGCCCGUAAGCGUUACUCACUGAUGACGCAUCUGGUGGAUCGUCAUUUGGCGCUGGAUGAUCUGCGUGCGAGCGUGCAGCGUCGCCUUGCCACGGGCAUACACAAUGUUGCGCCCACCCAGCCAACGGUCACAAUUGUGCGCAAUGUGGGCAAUGCCAGCAAUGCGCCAGCAUCAACAGCGGCAACAACAUCUGCCGCUGCUGCUCCAGCGACGACAGCCACGGCUGUGGGCACCUCGGCGCUGCAGGCAAUUAAACGGCAUUCGGCCGACUUUGUCAACUCCAAGGAGCUGUUGGACGAGAACGAGGGCCCAGUCACAAAGAGCAUACGCCUCACGGCGGCGCUGAUAUUGCGCAAUCUGGUCAAUUACACAUCGACGGCCAAGCGCAGCCUCAAGCGGUAUGAGCCGCAUCUGGCCAAUGUGGCAUUUAGCAAUGUGGAGGCCAGUGGCGUCCUCUCCCACAUACUGCACGAGCUCAGUCAGUAAUCUCCCCAACUAACCAACUAUCUAAAUAUAUAUAUAUAUAGUAUAUGCAUACAUAUAUAAACAUAUUUUUCUACACCUCACGCUGCGCUGCUAUAAAAAACAAAAUAUUUAAACUAUUAUUUCUAUUAACUAACGACACUAUUAAAUGUGAACAAAUUGAAUGAAAUGAAGUGAGCGAAUAUA